Molecule: messenger RNA, 2690 nt
Organism: Macrosteles quadrilineatus (aster leafhopper)
Lineage: Eukaryota; Metazoa; Arthropoda; Insecta; Hemiptera; Cicadellidae
Exons: 11
Coding region: 80-1591 (503 amino acids)
Cellular component (GO): extracellular region
Source: RefSeq, a predicted model, not a curated record
UUCGCGACGCGAACACUUUACAGUGCGUACACCAAUGUCGCCGGAGUGUCAUAGUGAUGUGUGAGUGAUUGUGUACAUCAUGUCGAGGUCUAAAACAGCUACAGCCAACUCCGGAAUACCGGUGUUGAAGAGUUACAGAAUGUGUCGCAAGUCGAACGUCAAGCCGCCAGCAGCCGGGGAUAAUGUCAACUGGGAACGUCUUAUGUCCAGGCCUCCAUAUCCGAUCGCUUCUCUAGACCUGAACCACAUCGGUAGCUUCACAAGUCACGCUCACGACUUCCAGAGUCCCGACAACAUCAUCAUGGUCAGGUCCACAGAUCAGCGGACCAUUGCGGAGAAGAAAGGCACUCAGCCCCCUAAGCUGAAGACAGUGACUGUUUCUACCGUGGAGACGUACAACCGCAACCAGAACACGGUCCGCAAGCUGACGACCAAGAGUGUGGACGGCGUGGUGGAGUCGAAGGAGACUAUCGUCACAGACAUCGCCCGUGCUCCUCUCCUGGGCUCUCAAGUCAACCUGAGGGCAGAUAAGCUGAAAUCUCCACCCUCAUAUGCAUCAACACCUUCAAAAUCUCAGACAUUGCCCAGGCAGAGCAGCAAUGUGUCUAUACGCAGCACUCCACGGACGCCUCAGAAGACCAAGGACAUCAACAAAGACGAGUUCGCCAAGCAGUGUUUAGAACGACACAACGAGUACCGAGCAAAGCACAAGCUCGACCCUCUCAAACUCAGUCCUGAGCUUAACUCAUUCGCGCAGGAGUGGGCAGACCACCUGGCCAGUAUUCUGAAGAUGAUGCAUCGGCCAAACAACAAGUACGGGGAGAAUUUGUGGAUGUACAUGACGACGGACCGCAGCCAUCGAGUGGUGGGAAGCGACGCCGUGGACUCAUGGUACAACAACGAGCUCAGCAAGUACAAGUUUGGCACAGAACCUCGGGAUUUGGAAGCUGGUCACCUGACUCAAGUGCUAUGGGCGAGCAGUGAGUACUUGGGUGUCGGAGUAGCUAAGACUGGAGAGUAUACGUUUGUCGUCUGCAAUUACAACCCACCUGGCAACUACAAGGGAGAGUACGUCGACAAUGUUCCUCCCAUUGGAGGAUGGAAGGACAGACCCACGGCACCAAAGGGCUCGGCAGAAUCUCAGGAAGCUUUCAUCAAGGACACGUUGAGGAUGCACAACGAGUACAGAGCCAAACAUGGCGUUGGUCCUCUCACAUUGGAUGCCAACAUCACAAAGUUUGCACAAUCCUGGGCAGAGCACUUAGCAGAGAAGAACUUGUUCUCUCACCGUCCUAACAACCCCUACGGAGAGAACAUCUUCUGGAGCUCCGGCAGCGCUGGUGCCAAGGUCAUGUGUGAUAGUUGGUACAACGAAGAGAACGGGUACAACUACGAUGUUGAUCCCUUCAAGAGUGGAAGUGGGUUAAAGAGUGGCCACUUCACUCAGAUGGUGUGGAAAGACUCGAAGCAACUUGGAGUUGGUCGAGCGUUCGCCAAGAACGGAGCGAUGAUCGCAGUUGCCAACUACGGUCCACGAGGCAACAUCAUCGGCCAGUUCACGUCCAAUGUGCUUCCACAGAAAAAGCGCUGAAGUAUCAAGUUAAAAAUAUUUUACCAAAGAUCCUUGUAAUUUUACCUAGAGUAGUGUUCAUCAUAGGCUGCGUCCAGCCGUUUUCCAGUAUUAUGUAAUUUAUAACUGUAUAUACUGUUUAGUUUUUCGACGAGUAUUUCCAGGAUGUUACAUUUGUUAUGAAGAUGGCUUCCAAUAUUUAAGGGUUUUGAAAUUAGUUGUUUAAGACUACAUUUUCAUGUUUUUAUUAGUUAAUAACGUAAAUGCUAUAUGUGUAAGUAAAAUAUAACUUUUGAUCCACCUUGAUUUCUUGUAUUCAUAAACUAUUUGUAUUCUUGAAUAUUUAUUAAAAAACUAUUUGCUUAUGAUACUAAAUUUUGAAAAAAGCUUACAAAUAUGCAUUCCCUUAUAAUAAUUGUUACCUCAAUUUCAGAUAUCACAUAGGUCAGUUUAUUUGUUCUCAUCAUCUAUCUUUACACACUUAAGAUAUAUGUAUUACAAAAACACUUCUAUCCAAAGUAUGGGUUCCUCCAAGUAAAUGUGUAAGACAUUGAUUAAGUAUACGUAAAAAGGUGCUAACAAUCUUUUUAGAUUGAAUCGUAUAUUAAGUGCUUGUUGCGAGUUUAGAUUGUUAUGUUUGCCUCCAAGGGACACAUUGUUAGAUUGACACAUAUCCAUAUACUACUUUGUCCUUAGCAUUGCACUGAAAGACUGUUGUAGUACAAUACCAUGCUGCUCAAAUUAAGAAUUCCGUUUCAAUAAAUUUACAUUUUUGCAGUUUUUGUUUUUUAAGCACACAAUAGCUCAAUGUAACUUUGUUGGGUUUCAUUGUGUUGAAAAACAGUGGGGACAUAAUUAAUUUACGUAGUGAUUGGGUCAAAAUAAAAAAUAAAAUCAAGAAUAAAACUUUUUCCAAAAUUGCUUUGUUAAGCAGAUAUUCGCCAUUUUGUAUUAUUUACAUUAACGUUUUUAUGAUUGGAUUAUUUUUACUGAUCUUUAAACUUAUGUAUGGUAUGUAUGUUAAGGUAGAAGAGACCCAUGCUACAAAAAUUUAUCUUAAUCCAAUUUCAAAUUUCUAAAUUACGACCAUUUUAAUUUUUAAAAUUUUUAUCACAAAAAA